AUGUGCGGUGGUAUCCUUAUAUUAUACCGAAAGGAUCACUCCUUGAUGAACGCGGGUAUCAAGGGUGCCUCGGGUGUUAAAGUUGCCGCACUAUCUGCUCACCUAGUUGUGAAGCGUGAACGCCUUAUUAUACCCGGCCACUCCCUCGACAACCGUAUUUCAGCCGCGGAGGGGGGCCAACAGCUCCAACGAUUUUAUCUCGCAACUGGAGCUCAAGCUGGCGACACCUUUGACGUCAGAUUUACCUGGGAUCACCAGAUACCUGCUGCUGCUGCGAGGACGGCGAACAACCUUUCUAUGAUGGUGUAUGGUGAUGUCAAGGUGGGAAGUCUAGUUUGGAAUGAUGAAGAGAAUGGGGAGGAUAAGUCUACGGAUACUGCUGGUGGCGAGUCCCAGUCGAAGAAAACUAGUGGCCCGUCAACUAAGUCGACGGCAAUGAAAACCAAAGCCACCAGGUACUUAAUCGACAAAGUUUCUACCCAAUUGUCUCCAAAGAACAUGGUCCGGGUCGCGGAUAUACGGGGUAACGUCAUCCUUAUUUCGUCGCUAGCCGGUGGUGAUGCCCAUUCUAGGACAGAGCCUCGACCACCAGAGAAUGCUUAUAGCAUGUCCGAACUGGGCUAG
Molecule: messenger RNA, 624 nt
Organism: Guyanagaster necrorhizus
Lineage: Eukaryota; Fungi; Basidiomycota; Agaricomycetes; Agaricales; Physalacriaceae
Exons: 5
Coding region: 1-624 (207 amino acids)
Source: RefSeq, a predicted model, not a curated record